CUCGUCUAAUAAAGAUCAGUGCUUGCAGCGCACUCUACAUAAACUUGCUCUCUUUGACUAAAAUUUGUCAGAUUUUUCACAUCGGAAACAUCAAACCAGUUACAAUGAACGCGGAAAAGUUGAAGAAAUUACAGGCUGAGGUGCGUAUUGGUGGAAAAGGAAUGCCCCGUCGCAAGAAGAAGAUUGUGCAUACAAAUUCCGCAGUAGACGACAAGAAAUUGCAGCUGUCGCUCAAAAAGCUCGGUGUGAAUACCAUUCCGGGAAUCGAAGAAGUCAACAUGAUCAAAAACGAUGGCACUGUUAUCCACUUCAACAAUCCCAAGACACAAGCCUCGCUAGCCACCAAUACAUUCGCCAUCACCGGACACAGCGAAACGAAGCAGAUUACAGACAUGUUGCCAAGUAUCAUCUCGCAGUUGGGACCGGAAGGGCUUACCCAACUGAAGAAAUUGGCCAGUGCUGCUGUUGCCGAAGACGAUGAUGAUGUGCCCGAAUUAACAGAAAACUUCGAAGAAGCGUCUAAGAAGGAGGUCGAAAACCUUACGCAGAAGGUGCAGGAGAUUCCGGUUUCAUAAGGUGACUGCAUACUUCUGUCUAUAUACAUUACUGUGCGUAUUUCGAUCCUUCGUUUGAAUAAGAAUAGUCGUUUCCUUCCCCAAACCGAACGUACGAAAAUUGCGAUUUUCUGUACUCGGCACUGGUUCAGCAUUUCAAUAAAAAGCCUAUUUCUAGGUACAUUUUUUCCGAUCAAUUCAAUCAUCGACAAGGAAGUGGAAGGUUAGUUUCGAGAUCAAUUCGAUCGGUCGAAACAUUGAUUUUUGUGACUUGUUCACACACAGUUCUUUCGUGCCUCACAUUUCCACUAGCUGUUUGGUAAACAAUUUGUCAGCCAAGUGUAGUUCUCACAAAUCGAUGAAUGCUGUUGAAAAAUCAAUAACUGCAAACUGUACUUGCCGAUGACUUGUAAAUAACAGUAAGAAGAAAAAUCACCUAAGAAAUUGAUCUAACAACAGCAGAAAGCAAAGAAUUCUUCGUUAUAAAACACAUUUUAAUAAUCAAUAAAAGGAAAGAAGAAUAGAUUUAAGUGAACAGAAAA
Messenger RNA from Wyeomyia smithii (pitcher-plant mosquito), 1096 nucleotides. RefSeq names its product transcription factor BTF3 homolog 4-like. The transcript is spliced from 2 exons. NCBI's taxonomy places the organism in Eukaryota, Metazoa, Arthropoda, Insecta, Diptera, Culicidae. The record is from RefSeq and is a predicted model, not a curated record. Bases 105 to 575 code for a protein of 156 amino acids. Gene Ontology annotation, cellular component: nascent polypeptide-associated complex; cytosol.